AUGCCCAGCUUCUUCCAGUUCACGCAGGGCACAGAGUCCCGCGUCCGGCCCAACGACUCGUCGCCGCUCCUCGGCCGCUUCCGCGCCGUGCCGCCCCGUCCCGAGGCGGGCGUCCGCCGUAACAGCCAGCUGGGCCUGCUCUCGGACAGCAUCGCGGCGGGACGCGGCAGCGUGCACGUCGGCUACGGCGCCCUCAUCGCCGCCCACCUCGGCGACAGCGACAGCGAGGACGAGUGCAUCCGCCGCGACGGCCGGCUCGAGCCCCGAGAGAAUGUCACGGCGUGGGAUCGCCUUUGGCAGAAGUGGGUGACUGAUGUUUGGGUCGAGCCCAGGCAGUCGGCCGUUAUGAAGGUUAUGGAUAGGUGGUGGAGCCGAUACGGGCUGUUGAUCUUUCUGCCGGCCAUAUUGGCAAUCGUGUGGUGUGCUAUUCCGUUUCCUCAGUACCCCUUGCCACGCGAUGACGGUGACGAGGAGGAUCCAACGAAACCUGGCAAGCGUCCUGGCUAUGGCGCUGCCAACGUCGAGGUUAACUUUUGGUUCUUCCUGUUUAUAUACUACGGUUUCUACAACGCCACAGCGUUGGUAUGGAUUACAAAAGUGUUUAACCUCUACAGCCUCAAUUGGUGGCCGAAGAUCCUGGGAUUUCCAGUCACUGUGUCAUUAAUUGCCAUCGUCUCUCUGGCAGUUCCGGUACCCAUCUACCUAAUACGAGAAACUCGCUGGUUGACGAAUCACAACACUUCGUGGAUCUCGUGGACCUUUUGCGUCAUGGCUAUGCCGGUGGCCAUUGCGUUUCUCAUUCUCAUGACCAACGAACGCCACAUUGGGCUGCGACACUCGUUGUCAGAAACGCAGCGCAUCUUUACCACAUCUUGGUGGACGGGCGAGCCCGACACGCUGUCACGGCCCGAUCGACGCCAGCGUAAUGUACCGGGCGACUUGUGGGAGCACGACGUGCUGCAGUCUUAUGGGCCGACGCGGCCGCAAGGCGUUGCCAUGAGGCGUAGGUGGCUUCCGGCAAGCUUCAUCCGGUUCCUCUGGCUUUGUGUGGCAUUGUUUAUUGGACUGGUGGCGUACGUACUUGGAGAGGCAUACGCCGAGCUCUAUCUGCAGACGCUGCCGCACAACAGCUUGGAGACAGUCGUGUACGUCUAUGGCUGGAUCAUUACGGUGCAUCUGCUGGACGCACUUACUGGCUGGGUGUUGGGAAUCAGAGAGGGCGAGCGAGUGGGAAGCUACCCGCUGAGCUGGGUGUUCAAGCUGUAUUUCAUGCUGACGUACCAAACGUACGUGCGUGCGCUGUACGCUCGGCUCCGUACGCCGCAACAGUUUAUCGUGCUGCAGAUUCUGUCGUCGACGAGCCUGGUCAUUCUGACGCCUCUGAUGAUGACGCAGACUUUUCAUAAAGCCAUGUGCGUGCUGGGCCUUAACGGGCAAACGUACGGGUCGUACCAGAAGCUGCAAACGCGCAACGUCUUUAUACGGUUCCUGGCGGAAAAUGCAUCGAUGGCGACGUUUCUGGGAAGCGUGCUAGUGCUGCACUAUGGCGCCAACAAGGACGUGUAUCCGUACUUUGCGUUUGAUCGCGACUCGGAGCCGUACAACCUGAACCUGACGGUGUACUUUUCGGCGAUUACCUGGUUGUGCGAGCUGGUGGCGAGCGUGGCGGUCCGGGGCCUGAUCCGGUACUGCUUCAAGGUGGACGUCGGGCUGGAGGGCAAGCUAGACCUGGCGGUGUGGCCAGAGCUGCUGCCGACAUGCGUGGCGGUGAUGCUGCACGUCUUGCAGAACAUGAUGUUUUCGAUAAUCCGGUUGCAAUUCCAUUGA
Messenger RNA from Akanthomyces muscarius, 1827 nucleotides. RefSeq lists its product as uncharacterized. Lineage: Eukaryota; Fungi; Ascomycota; Sordariomycetes; Hypocreales; Cordycipitaceae. Bases 1 to 1827 code for a protein of 608 amino acids. The record is from RefSeq and is a predicted model, not a curated record. The transcript has 4 exons.